Molecule: messenger RNA, 2974 nt
Organism: Xenia sp. Carnegie-2017
Lineage: Eukaryota; Metazoa; Cnidaria; Anthozoa; Malacalcyonacea; Xeniidae
Exons: 2
Coding region: 955-2967 (670 amino acids)
Source: RefSeq, a predicted model, not a curated record
CAAUUUCAUCGUUUUUUAAUACAAAGAAUAUUCAACCAGCUACGAUAGCAAUCCGGUAUAGUGUGAACGGGGCCUUACUUUAGUUCCGCUCAGCAAUUUUUCUCUGUUCAAUCACGAAAGGAAUAAUAAUGAUCUGUUCUAACAUUUUUUAGAACAGAUCAUCAUUAUAUGGGCAGACUGCGCCAAUGAAUACUUUUUGAUAGAACACAAAAGAUUAAUUGAAACCCAUGUAGUAUCCUGUUUCGUCUGUGUAAACCGCUUUGAGCUCAACAAAAUCAAUCAAUCAAUAAAAGAGAAUUUGCAAAAUGAAUACAAAUUUAUAGUUAAAUAGUAUUUAAGCAAAGAAAUAAAAGAUGUUUUUCGUGUUUUCAAUGGUUUAUGCAAACCUCGGAGACGUUUGUGAGAACUCUGGAGCAGAUGCAACACUCGACCUUCGGUCCCGGGCCUGCAAUGAUCUUCUUUCGGGUUCUCCUAAAGGAAACAUCUCUUUUUCUUAAAUAAUUAAUUAUUUUUCAAUUGUAGUCCGUAAUGAAAAAGAAUCAGAGUCCAGAUUAAUUUUUUGGAAGAACUCAAUUCAAUUAUUCAAAUACUAUGAUCAUAGUAUUUUGAAUUUUGUUCAUUUGCUCUGUUGCAAAUUAUGUUAAAGUUGUGUUGGGUUUCAAUUGUACAUUCGGGUACGUUGGGGACGAUAAGGAACAAUAUAGAAAACAUAUGUGGAACGGAAGUAGAGAGAGCAGAGAACGGAAAUGAGACAAGCGAGAGAAGCGAGAUACUUUGAGGAGUAAUAAUAAAUUUGUUUAAGAAACCAAAGUUUGUGAUUGUGAUUAUUCUUCGUGUUCCGAAUACAUUGGGACGGAGGUCAAUUUUCGGAAUACGUGGCACCUACCGACGAAGGAUUGUUAUUGUGAUAAAUUGUGAAAAUAUCGUACGAGAUAUUACGCGUCCCAUACAAACAUGGCCAACGACGAAGCAAAACUCAACAAAAAAUUAACUCAACUAAAGUUAUCUGCUCAAAGAACAGCUAAAAUAUUAGAUUCGGGAAAGCAAGAAACUAUCGAUCGACAACUGAACGCACUCAAAACAACUAUAAACGAAGCUGACAAUUUUAAAAGAGCUGUAGAAGCAGCGAAAAUCGAAAGAGAAGACGACCUUGAAGAAAUCAGCGAUUGGAAUGCGGAAAUCGAAACAAAAAUAAGCGAAGCCGAAGACGAAAUAAACAAGCUACAACACUUGCUGAACAAUAGGAAAUUAGAAGAGGAAAAUCACGCUCGCGAGGAGCAACUUAAAUUUGAAGUAAAGCUUCAAGAAACAAAGGCUCAAGUAAAUGCAAAAAUCCAAAAUUCAAAGUCCGGGGACUCAAAAAUAAGUGAUGAAGGUAUGUCGGUGAGAUUGCCAAAAAUAAAUAUUACGAAAUUUGAGGGGGAAUACAUGGAUUGGCCCAGAUUUUGGGGACAAUUUACGGAGACGGUGGACAAGUCAAAUAUAGCUGCCAUCAACAAAUUCACAUAUCUGUGUGGUUUCCUUGGGCCCAAAGUUAAGCGACGAGUAGAAUCAUUACCCUUUACCACCGAAGGAUACAAUAGAGCAAAGUCAAUUUUAAAAGAUCAGUAUGGGAAGAAUUCGGAAAUUAUAAAAGCUUACAUAAAAGAGAUCAUGGACUUGCCUCAUAUCUCCGGAGCAAACCCGAGAAAGAUUGCCGAAUUUAGUGAGAAGUUAAAUCACAGUUUCCAAGCUUUGGAAACUCUGGGUAAACUGAAGGAUGUCCAAGGAAAUGUUUCCAUGACUCUAGACAAACUCCCAGCCAUACGUGGGGACCUUGUUAGAAAUGAUCCAGAAUGGGAAAGUUGGGACUUUUCCAAGCUCACUGAAGCAGUCAGACAGUGGACCAGGCGAAAUCCAGUCUGUGAGAAAGAGUCAGACACACCUGGAUGGAAAUCUAGAAGGUCAGAGAAAGUCUUUCAUACUAAAGAAAAGGGGAUGUGCGUCUACUGUGAAGGAAAUCAUAAAUCGGGGGAAUGUAAAGUAAUCAGUACUGUCAAGGAGAGAAGAGCAAUUUUAGUCAAAAAGAAACUUUGUUUCAACUGCACAGCAGGACAGCAUCAUGCUAACGCUUGCCCCAGCAAGUCAUCAUGCAGAAAUUGCCACAAACGACACCAUACGAGCAUAUGUGAUGUCACCAAUCGAGAAGAACCACCGAAAACAGGUCAGACUGUGUUGACUACAGCUGGAUGUACUGGUGAAGGAAUUUUCCCCAUUCUUGUUGUCAAGAUAAAUGGAAUUACAUGUCGUGCAUUGAUCGACUCAGGGGCUGGAAGCUCAUACAUAUCUGGUAAACUUGCAUCUAUGCUGAGGGUGAAACCAAUUGAGACGCAAACCACUAAAGUUGACAUGCUUCUAACAUCAAAAACAACAAGACUGGAAAUCUAUGAAGGGGAAGUUGAAGCAAUAGACAGUGAUUAUUCAAUGAAGGUGAAGUUGAUCAAGGUGGAGAAAGAAGAGCUACUCACAGUGGACAAUCCACACUAUGAAAACUUACAAAGAGAGUUUGAACACCUGAAGAAUGCAAAAUUUGUUGAUAAUGAUCAGAAAGCUCAAUUACCUGUCCAUAUCGUUUUGGGAAGCGGGGAAUAUGCACGGAUAAAAACUCGCACGAAUCCACUAGUGGGAACUGAGGGGCAACCAAUUGCAGAAAAAACAAAACUCGGAUGGUUUGCCAUGAGCCCUGGUGUGGAACCAAACAGUAAAAGGAUGUUGCUUACCCAAGUUUCGCAGAAGGAUUAUGAAGAUCUCUGCAGGUUGGAUGUGCUGGGCCUAGCGGACACUGCUGAACACGACCAAUCAAUGGUGUAUAACGAAUUCAAAGAGCAAUUAACGCGAUCACCGGAGGGCUGGUACGAGACCGGUCUUCCAUGGCGCGGAAAUCAUCCACCUCUCCCAUCGAACAAAACAGGAAGCAUCAGAAGGUAGGAAUCUU